Cydia pomonella (codling moth) is the source of this 4947-nucleotide messenger RNA. It is a transcript of the gene Tmem214, whose product is annotated as transmembrane protein 214. The transcript has 10 exons. Gene Ontology annotation, cellular component: Golgi apparatus; endoplasmic reticulum. The record is from RefSeq and is a predicted model, not a curated record. Bases 95 to 2056 code for a protein of 653 amino acids. Lineage: Eukaryota; Metazoa; Arthropoda; Insecta; Lepidoptera; Tortricidae.
UUUUUGGAUAUUUUGAUUUUGACGUGUACCUUGUCGCGUUUGCCUUAUUUACAACAAUUGUAAUUUACAUAAAUAAAAUCGUUUAUACACCAAAAUGUCUAGCGGUCAAUGGGAAGUUGUAGGUAAGAACAAGAAGUCUCAAAAUGGAAAAGUAAAAACAAUAAAGGAGGACGAAAAGAAGCCGACUCGUAAUGGACCGAAGCCUGAAGACGUUGCGCCACCGACUAAAUCGUAUUAUGCCGGUAUGGAGAUCGAUGACCCAAAGGCAAACGGAAAGAAGGCCAACAAAAACAAGAAGAAAGCUGAACCGCCCAAGCCGAAACCGCCGAAAACCAUUGAAGGAGCAUUUGAAGCUAUUGACACAACUGAGCUAGCAAAUAUCAUUACAACCAACAAAAUCCGGUUCAGCAAUGCACCCCUUGUCUGGUUGAAAGAAGUUGCCAAUUUCCUCAACUCCAAAACUCAAAUAGAAGUUGAAGACCCAACGUUUUCUGCCCAAGACCCUUUGUAUCCUCUGUCGGUGUUGCCUUUGGAAAUAAAGAGUUCAUUGGAGAAAGUGCUGACUGAUGCUGGGAAGGCUAAUGCUCAGCUGUUCUUUGAUGUUACUCUCACCGCUUUAGCUAAUGAUAUGAGCAGAGGGCAACUAGUAAACGGGCACCGCCUCCUUCUCCAAAUGCUGGCGCUGGAAUACCCCGAGUUCUGUGUGGCGUCCCUACAAAAAAGCGCAAGUCUACGGAACUCCUACCAGAACCGACCGCCCAUUGGACUGUCCCUGCUUUGGGCGUUCGGGCAGGGAGGGUUCAGCGACUUCUCAGUUGGUUUGAAAGCGUGGCAAGAACUAUUCCUUCCAAUAAUAGAGUUAAAGAAUUAUUCUAAGUACGUGGUAGGGUAUUUGAGCCAGUUGCUGGACCGGCACGCCAAGAUGGACGCCACAGUGAGCCAGGAGCAACUGUUGGCGAUGUUCGAUAUGGUGAACAGUAAGAAGGGCCUGUCUAAGGAUAUGUCAAGUGACCUUAUGAAGCAAUUAAGUAAAUAUAAGGAUAUAUACUUCAAUAAGAGUGGCGCUAAACUCCAAGUGACCUUUAACCAGAUAAUAAAGAAACUGCCCAACCAGUACUUGAGCGGUUCGAACCUGGACCCCUACAACCGAGUACUAGUGGAAAGUUUAGUAAACUGUUUGCAGCGGGACGACUCUUGUAACGCGACGUGGAGGCAGCUGUUCCAUCGCUGUCCUAAGCAGUCUGCCACUCUUCUAGAUUACAUAGAUUCUAACUGGGCAGAAAUCAGUCCAAAGCUAAAGCAAAAAUCCUUGAAAAUGACAGUAACUCAGUAUAAAGAGAUUAGUGUUGAAACUCUGAAAGGAAAGAAAAAAGAUGAAACCGUUGUAAAGACCAAUAAAAUUUGCCAGGAUAUUCUAGACAGAAUGACGAGCACUAGAAGAUUCCCUUGGCUGUGGGCGAGCUUCAUCUUACUGCUGGGCAUCGCUGGACUGAUCGCCUAUGAUGUAUCAACCGUUAAUGGAAACUUCCCGAAGAGCGCAACGGGCCGACUACUCAACGACCUAGGCGUCCUCGAGCAGAGUCAGCGAGCAUGGCAGAAAUCCCUCUCUGCCUCCGCUAGAGGCUACCUCUGGCUUGAAACCAACACCCCCAUCUACUACGCACAAGCGGCCGAUAUAGCCAAACCAUACGGACAACUGUCAAGAGACGCCUUCACAGUCGGUCUGAAGAAAGCUGGCAUCCUCUACGGAAACAUAAAGGAUUACAUCGUUGAGAAAACUCCAGUGGUUGUAGCAACUAUUGAACACUAUGUACCCGGAUUGGUGGAUAGUGUGGUUGGAUACACGACAACGGGGUAUGAAGUGUUGAAGAAGUAUUCGGUUGAGUACUACCAGUUUACUUCGGAGUAUUUGAAGACCAAAGUUUUUGUAGGCGAGUGGGCCCCUGAAGUGCUCCAGAACAAGACGCAGAGCGCCCUCAACGUGACGCGCGUGCGCGUGUCGUCCUACUGGCUCUGGCUCCGGACGCAGGUCGACGUGUACUCCGCCAUACCUUGAGGACCAGUGCGCUGCUCUCGCACCAAACCAUCGUGUGCGGAUGGAGGGGCUCGUUUGAAGUUCAUUUCUGAAUCUUUGUCAAUUGUUUGAAGGUCUUUAUAGUUUUCAGUGUCCAAUGCAAUUAGUUAUUUGAUAAUUGACAAGAUCUGUCAAAAAGAAAAUGUUGGGCCCACGAUACGCUGUGCAUUGUCUAUUUUAGUUCCUGUAAAUGCGGGAUUCCACCAGUGUGCGGGACAGGCAUAUUUAGUACAGAAAUGCUUGUCCCGCACACUGGUGGUAAGUCGCACGUAGUAAUCAAUUUGUUUUCAAUUCAAUUUGGUUCUGUGUCUAUGGUCUCUAAUGGCUGUCUUUUAUACAGCUUUUCAUGCAUUUAUUCCAAUUAAAAGUUAAUUUUAGAAAAAAAUUUGGAAUUGUUUAAAAAAAACAGCUUAUACAUGACUAUCAGCGGGUCUUGCAAACACAUUUUGGUUUAAAACGAAAUUAAUUAAAUUUUCCUUCUUUGUAUUUACUAAAAUUUUAGGAGUGAGACACAUGCACAAAUUAAUUAAGUUUUUACAUUGAGCAACCCUUCAGCCCCACUUUUACAUUUUGUUUAUAAAAACCCCUUUACAAAUCAGACAUGGUAACAUUUCAAAUCGAGUACAAUAGUUUUCGAAACACGUUUGAAUCGAACAAAACACCAUUUCAUUUAGAUGUUAUUAUUCAAAAAUCAUAUCUUUGAACCGCGCCCAUGAAAUUUAAAUCAUAGUUGUAUGCAUUUGCUAGUAUUUUUGAUGAAAUUAAACAUUCCCAAUGCAUUUUUUAAAUUAUUUGUCCAAUUUUAACACCAGUCGUUGAUUUUAAUGACUGAACUGAGUUUUAACUAAUCAUUGAAUUCGCAUAGUAUUGCAUACUUUUUCAAAUCUUUCACUAAGAUUUGCCGAUUAAUUAUUGACCCUAUGAGCUCGAAAAACUUGAAUUAUUAUGUAUAUUAGUAGGUAUAUUUAUGUUGGUAAAAUCUUGAAAGGUAAAUUUAUCUUUAGGACUAGUUCACACUAGGUGAACCGUCAAAGUUGUGUUGAUAGACGACCUAGUGUGAACACGCCCGUAUUGAAUUUUGAGUAAUGUAUUUAGUUUACCAUACAUCAAUAUAGUAAAAGUAGUAGUAUAUGUAAAGUGUAUUCGGGUAAUUUCGGAAAUUGGGUAAUCCCGAAAAUCAUAUUUCAUUGUAAUAAGUGUCCCAUUUCCGAAGUAUCCACUACUUAGUGUUUUUCCGUUUCGGAAUUACCCGAACACGCCCUACUAAACAUCGAAGAGCUAAAGUAAUUUUUCGAAUAUAAUAUUUAUGUUAUACUGCAUUAAAUAAUUAACCCGUCGAACGACCAUCAAACAAAUCGAUGCAAAGCAAUUUGACCCAUAUUGAUCUGUGGUAACACGUCGGAUACGUGCCAAAUUGGCACUGCCAAUUACGUCCACACUUUAUCAGGACCUGAUUUCGGGCCCGAAAAAGAACAUUUUUCCGUUUCACCAAAUAUCAGCACAUGGUUUACAAUAUUUGAAAUGUAAAAAAAAUGGUUCAGAUGCAAAAAUAUCAAACAUUGUACAUUUUUGGCAAUUAGAGACAAAGUAUUUUUUACAUUUCAAACAUUGUAAACGAUGUGCUGAUUUUCCGUGAAACGGAAAACGAUUAUCAGGCCUGAAAUCGGGAAGUGUGGAUGUAAUUCGGUUUAAAGAAUCUUUAUUGUCUAUGAAAUUGCAGAAAUUUCACUUAAAGACAACUUAUAAAUAGCUAACUUAAAUAAUCGGACAGACAGACGGACAUGACGAAUCUAUAAGGGUUCCGUUUUUUGCCAUUUGGCUACGGAACCCUAAAAACAAUAAUUAUUAUAAUUGGCGCUUACGACCCAAAUUGAGUUAGUAUCACACGUGUGUAACUAAGGCGCUCCACGGGUUAAACAUGUACCAAAUUGGCGGUCUAUGCAAGAUUUCUAAAUUUAUGACAGUUCGCUAGUGCUAAUUUUUAUAGUAGGUAUAUUUAUUUGUGUUAAUCGUGUGUUGAACAUAUAUACUAGGGGAACAUUUAUAUGUGUCUCAAAACUGUGGAUGUAAUAUGUAAUGAAUGUGCCGUUUACACAAAAAAAUAUUUUUAUUUAUAUUCUCUGUAAAAUAUAAUUUUGCUGUAGAUCAGUACUUGUUAUUUAGGUUGAGAUAUAUUGAAUGUUCUUUGAAAACAGGAGGGUUGGUGGUGUUACAGACGCUGAAUAAAAUUAGAAAUUGUUACCCUUUUAGUAAAAUGGCCUUAAUUAAAAAUUUUAUACGUAAACGAAAGUAAUCUAUUUUCAAUUAUUACUCUUUAAAACGCCAACCUACUUUGAUAAUAUAUAAACACCCAUGGCCGGUCAUAAUCAUACAAUCUUAUCAAGUGAAAUCGGCAGUCAAUUUCAGUUUUACGGCCCUACCACAUCAAACGAUUUAAUCAGAUGAGAAAAAUUGUCCCGUCUGGACUAGCCUUUAAUCUUUUUUUUUUUUAUACUACGUCGGUGGCAAACAAGCAUACGGCCCGCCUGAUGGUAAGCAGUAUCCGUAGCCUAUGUACGCCUCCAACUCCAGAGGAGUUACGUGCGCGUUGCCGACCCUAACCCCCUCCCACCCUCGUUGAGCUCUGGCAACCUUACUCACCGACAGGAACACAACACUAUGAGUAGGGUCUAGUGUUAUUUGGCUGCGGUUUUCUGUAAGGUGGAGGUACUUCCCCAGUUGGGCUCUGCUCUAGAUCUGGAAUGACAUCCGCUGACAAUCUCAACUUGUUUUUGGAAAUUUUAGUUUGGCCAUAGCCGUUACGAGUUAGUAUAAAUGUUGUGCUGUAUGAAAUUACUUUAAGGAGUCACAAUAAAAUAUUGUUAGUGAUUUUU